CCUGCAUAACUACUUGCUUAAAACACAGUCCACAUUUUCUCCCAGUUUCCACAUUCCUCAAGGACCCCUCUGUUGCAGUGCCAGAGGGGGAGGCGUCCACAACAGUGCCUGAUGGGAAAUGUUCCAGUGUUUCCUGUGCUGAGCUGCAGAUAACAACUUACUGUUUAGAGAGCUCAGCCUGAGGUCUUCAGAGAUACUGAGCUGCUGGACGAGAGCCAGAUGCUCAUUCAAAGCCACUACAGCUUGAUGGAGGUUUCAGCCCAGUUGAAUUGCUGGAAAGAGCCUUCAGGAGCACCAGGAUUAGCUUUCCGGUAGCUGUUAAAGUUGCUCAUCAUCAUCAGUGUGUGGAAGGGUUACUAUGGUGCAACACCUGAGCUAUCAUACAUCGUCACAACAACAGAGGAGGGUCUUUCCUGCACAGGUUACCUCAAAACAACUUCAUCCACUCUUGAAAACAGUUUGUUCACGAACACAGAACUUCCCUUCUCGGCUCUCAACAAGGUGCUCUGCAGCAGUAAUGCCCAGUAAACUGGAGGGAGCCAUGGAUGCACUCAUCACGGUCUUUCACAACUACUCAGGGAGCGAGGGAGACAAAUACAAACUCAGUAAAGGAGAGCUGAAGGAACUUCUUGACAGUGAACUCACAGACUUCCUCACGUCUCAAAAAGACCCCAUGCUGGUGGAAAAGAUCAUGAACGAUCUGGACUCCAACAAAGAUAACGAGGUCGACUUUAACGAGUUUGUGGUGCUGGUGGCGGCGCUGACAGUUGCGUGCAAUGACUUCUUCCAGGAACAACAGAAGAAGAAAAGCAAAGAUGAAAAGAAAGGCAAAUGAAACGGAUGCAUGAACGUACCUGCUUGUGUAAUGCUCUAUGAUGCAUUAAACCAUUUGUUAUGAACCAGACCACAUGUCCUUAUGUUAGCCGUUUACUGUCAAUUCUUGGUUUGUAUCAAAAGCAAUCAUUAAAUAAUAAUAAAUUAUUAAUUUCAAUGAUUUAAAAUUACUUUUUUUCUGAAAUGAAAAGAUGUUCUUAUCAUAAACUGAAAGCUGGACUUUAUUAUCCUAUACCUGUAGAAUAUAAUGAAUCUGAUAGUGUGUAGACAUCUAUAUGACCUCUGCUUCUAUGUCCCUCUUAUGUUCUGAGCUGAAUCAUGUUGUUUUUCUCAUUUCACCAGUGCACAUGCUGCUUACUAUAAAAAAACUAAU
Messenger RNA from Cyprinus carpio (common carp), 1207 nucleotides. Its product is annotated as protein S100-A1-like. Lineage: Eukaryota; Metazoa; Chordata; Actinopteri; Cypriniformes; Cyprinidae. Gene Ontology annotation, cellular component: cytoplasm. The transcript is spliced from 5 exons. The record is from RefSeq and is a predicted model, not a curated record. The coding region runs from base 359 to 835 and encodes 158 amino acids. Gene Ontology annotation, molecular function: calcium ion binding.